AUGCACUUCCCAUCUAUUGUGGUCGGCCUCGCCCUUAGCCUCGUCGGUGAGGCGGCCGCCCGACCAAGCCAAGACAAGUAUGACUACAUUGUCGUCGGUGGUGGUCCUGCUGGUAUCAUUACCGCCGAGCGUCUGGCAGAGACCAAUAAGAAGGUCCUUCUACUCGAGCGCGGCCAAGGACCGACUGUCGAGACUGGAGCUACGAACUCGCUCGUAUGGAACGAUACUAUCACCGCCGUCGACGUCCCCGCCCUGGCCCCCGUCAUUCCUCCCGGGUACAUGUGUGAGGACACCCCUGGGUCCGCGGCCUGCGUCCUCGGUGGUGGCACAUCCAUCAACUUUCUCGUCUUUGUGCACCCUCCUGCACACGACUUUGAAAAUUGGCCUCGCGGCUGGAAGUGGCCCAACGUCGCGCCUGCUGCCGCCAGGCUCUACGAACGUAACCCCGGUAGCACGCUCCCGUCUGGAGAUGGUCAGCGCUAUGACCAGGGUCUCUACUCGACCAUGUCUAACUUCCUCAACAACCUCGGCUGGAAGUCUGUUGAUAUGAUCGAAGAACCUGACAAGAAGCACAAGGCGUACAGCUACCCCUCGUGGAAUAUCAAAGACUCCAAGCGCGCCGGCCCCGUCCGCACCUACCUUCCCAAGGCGCUUGAGUACGACAACUUUACGCUCCGACUCGGCGUCAAGGUCAGCCGUCUCAUCCGCAAGGGAAGCCGCGUAACUGGCGUAGAGGUUGAGAGCAACGGCAAGAUCGAGACUAUCGGUCUCGCCUCCAACGGCAGGGUGGUUCUUGCUGCUGGCGCCUUGUCCACGCCCAGGAUUCUCUUCCAUUCGGGCAUCGGUCCAACCAAGCAGAUCGAGGCCGCGAAGAAGUCUGGCGUCAAAGUCCCGUCCAAGAAAGACUGGAUCAAACUUCCUGUUGGCCAGAACUUGAAAGACCACCCCAUCUUCGCUAUCACGGCCCAAACCAACGGCAACUGGGGCGCGCUUGAUCUUGCUAGCGUUGUAAAUGGUUCCGAUACCGCUAGCAUUCAGCUUUACGAGGGUAGCGGCUCUGGCGUGCUGUCCCAGGGCCGCCACCGCCUGAUUUUCUUCACGUCGAGCGUCGGUAGUGAUGGAAUCACCCGCUACUUCCAGGGCUCUUGUGCCGCCUCCGGCAACGGCACUGUCGCUAUCACUAGCUACAUGACCCAUGGUCUUACGUCGACUGGUGUCUUUGGCCUCCUGAACAACGGCACUGGAGUCUUCGAGCAGUCUGCGUACCUGCAGACGGAUGCCGACAGGAAGUCAGCCACCGAUUUUGUGCAGAGCAUGGUCGACGCCAUUUCUGCCCCCACGUCGGGAUUCUCUCUUCGUACCAACACAAACACCACUGCCAUCUUGAACACGCUGAGGAGUGGCAACCACUACACUGGUACGGCGCGCAUGGGAUCCGACGACGGUCGCAAGGGUGGCAAGGCAGUCGUCGACACGAACACCAAGGUGUACGGCGUGGACAAUCUUUUUGUCACAGACGCAAGCAUUCACCCCGACCUUCCCACUGGAAACACCCAGGCCAUCGUCAUGGUUGCCGCAGAAGCGGCAGUGGCUAGGAUCAUUGCGUACCGGGGCUGA
Messenger RNA from Verticillium alfalfae VaMs.102, 1617 nucleotides. RefSeq names its product cellobiose dehydrogenase. Gene Ontology annotation, molecular function: oxidoreductase activity, acting on CH-OH group of donors; flavin adenine dinucleotide binding. Lineage: Eukaryota; Fungi; Ascomycota; Sordariomycetes; Glomerellales; Plectosphaerellaceae. The transcript has 2 exons. The record is from RefSeq and is a predicted model, not a curated record. Bases 1 to 1617 code for a protein of 538 amino acids.